AUGGCUUUACGAACUCCAAUGAAAAAAACACAACUUGGUUCGCGAGAUUUAGUUGCUAAUGGUGGUGGUUGCCCAGUUGAAGUUUUCUGUCGUUUACGACCACCGAAAGAUAAUAAUAAUGAUCAAGAAACAGAUAAUUCAACAUCAUCUGUUAAAGUUUCAAGUUCAACUGAACUUACUCUUUUUUCAUCGGAGAAUGUCAAAAAUGGUCAGAUUCGUGAAUCUCAUUAUGAAUUCACUCAUAUUCUUACGGAUGAUGUUUCACAGUCAGCUGCUUUUAAAGAAUUAGCCAUACCUCUUCUUGAUGAUCUUAUUCUAGGAAAAAAUAGUGUAUUGUUUACAUAUGGUAUAACUGGUUCGGGAAAAACUUAUACAAUGAUGGGCCCAUUGAAUAAUCCAGGUUUAAUUCCACGUUCAUUUGAUGUAAUUUUUAAUUCAGUUGGAUCAUAUCUUGGAAAGAAAUAUCUUCUUCGUUCUGAUCGUCAAAAUGGUUAUGAUAUUCAAAGUGAAGCUGAUAUUUUACUUGAACGACAACGAAAAGAAAUUCAAAUGGGACGAACAAAUAAUAAUCAACGUGCCAAAGUACCAGUAGAAGCACCAGUUACUCGCACAUUAGAUACGACAUCAUUAUGGAAUCCACAAUUAAAUGAAAAUUGUUCUUAUUUUGUUUUUGUUACAUUUGUUGAAAUUUAUAAUAAUUAUAUUUAUGAUUUAUUCGAUGAUGAUAUUCUUAAUAAAGCACCACAAUCGAAACAAUUACGUGAAGAUAAUCGUGGUCGACCUUAUAUAAAAGAUGUUAAAGAAAUUGAAGUACGUUCAAGUGAAGAAGCUAUUGAAUUACUUAAUAUGGGUUUAAAACGUCGUCGUAUUGCGCAUACACAAUUAAAUACAGAAUCAAGUCGAUCUCAUAGUGUACUUUCAAUGCGACUUGUUCAAUAUCAUAAUGAUAUUCCAUUGGCAUCACUUACCAAAGAUGAUCUUAUGACUAGCACAAUUCAUUUAGUUGAUCUAGCCGGAAGUGAACGUGCAAAUCGAGCGAAGACUGUUGGUGAACGAGUCAAAGAAGCGAGUAAUAUUAAUUCAUCAUUAAUGGUUCUUCGACAAUGUUUUGAGACUUUACGUGAAAAUCAAGCACAAGGUGUUAGCAAGAUGGUACCAUAUCGUCAGUCUAAAUUAACUUCAUUUUUCAAAAGUUAUUUUGAUGGUGAAGGUCGUAUAAGAAUGAUUCUUUGUGUUAAUCCAACUGUUGAUGGAUAUGAAGAAAUUCAACAUGCAUUGAAAUUUGGUGAAUUAACGAAAGAUGUUUUGGUACCACGUGCCUUACCUCCACCGCCUCCAGUUCCACCAAAAACAGCUCGUACCAAUGGUGCUUUACGCGAAAUUGAUAAUCAACCGCAGCCAUCAGCACCCGUUCUCUUUAUUGAAUUCAAUGCACAAGCUUUAAUUGCUCCAUUUCCAUCACUUGAGUAUUCUCUACUAAAUGGAGCCGAUGAUGAUGAAGCCAUUUUAACACUUCAAGAACAUCUUCAACGACGUGUUGAUGAACGACAUCGACUUAAUAUGUUAAUUCAUGAACAACAAGAUUAUUUACGUAAAUUUACAUUUGAAUUAGCAUCUGAUUAUGAUACAACAAUAUCUGAUCAUGAUGAUUUACAAAAAGAAAAUGAACAACAAAAUAAAACAAUUCGUCAUUUACAAACACGUAUUAAAUUAUUAGAAAAAUCUCAAAAUGAUUUUUAUAAAACAACAAAUCAAAUUGAACGUGAAAAUAAAACAUUAAAAUCUCAAGUUGAAGAUAAAAAUAAUGAUAUUAAAUCAUUAAAAGCUGAACGACGAAAAGAUAAAAUUGAUUAUGAAAAUAAAUUAAAAAUUAAAAUUAAUGAACUUGAACAACAAUAUUUUAAUGAAUUAAAAAAUAAAGAAAUACAAAUGCGUGAAAUUGAACGAAAUCAUGAUGAUAAAUUAAAUAUUAUCCGAUCAAUGGCUGCAAGCAAUGCUAAUACACCAAUACAUGACAAUACUUAUCAAAAUCCCUUAUCAACACGUAAACGAAGUCAAAGUGAAGAACGUAUUCUUCAAGAGAUACCGAUGCAAUCAUCACCCUCGUCUCGCCAGGGACCAGCUGUACCACCCAAACGAUUUCGCAUGUAA
Molecule: messenger RNA, 2151 nt
Organism: Adineta steineri
Lineage: Eukaryota; Metazoa; Rotifera; Eurotatoria; Adinetida; Adinetidae
Source: the annotation of a GenBank genome assembly